AUGUCAAAGUUGCCUACUAUUGAAGUUGAACACGAUGUUCACGCGCCUGCUUCCACUUAUUAUACAACAGGUGAUAAUGCGAGACAUAGGACAAGAACUCAUACGAGAAGUCAUCAAGUAGGAGGAACUACUACAAAUACACUGGAAGGAACACGUAGACGACGUGCUUCACAUGAUGAAAAGAAUAAAUCACGUCGUUUUUUGAUUGAUGUUGAAGAGACUCAGCGAAAGAUUCUGGAACAAGAAGAUACAGAUGGUGACUUUCAAAUCACAAUUAAUGAUUUGGGUCCAAAAACGAUGUCUUUAGGUACAGCCGAUUCAGGUGGUUACCGAAAGAUUGACAUUAGAGGCACAUAUAUGCUGUCAAAUCUAUUACAGGAGCUCGCACUGGCUCAUGACUAUGGAAGAAAGCACAUUGUACUAGAUGAAGCUAGAUUAAAUGAGAAUCCCGUGGAUCGGUUGUCUCGUAUGAUUCGUUUCAACUUUUGGGAUGGCUUAACUCGACGUAUUGAUGCCGAUUCUCUUGAAGUCAUUUGUCCGGAUCCCAAAAAUAGAUCAACCAACAGAAACCCUCGUAUUUACGUUCCCUGCGAUGACCAUGAAGCAUAUGCAUUCUAUAAACAAGUGGCAGAGGUUCGCAAACACUUGCAUCUUGAAGUGGAAUAUCUUCCUCGAGAGAUCACUGCAGAUUACGUCAAGAGCAUCAAUGAUCGCCCUGGUCUGCUUACUUUAGCUAUGCGUAAAGUAAAAGAUGAAAAUGGUAAUGAUACAUACGUUGGUGAGCCCUUUGUUGUCCCUGGUGGUCGCUUCAAUGAAAUGUAUGGCUGGGAUUCUUACUUUUCGGCGCUUGGCUUACUUGAAGACGGAAGAAUAGACCUGGUACGAAGCAUGGUAGAAAACUUUGCAUAUCAAAUCAAGCAUUACGGUAAAAUUCUCAAUGCAAAUCGCUCCUACUAUCUUGCUCGUUCUCAGCCUCCGUUCUUGACUGACAUGGCAAUCAAAGUGUACGAACGACUUUCGCCCGAUAAAGAACAAGAGAACAAGGCAUGGCUAAGACGUAUACUCAAAUCAGCCAUAAAGGAAUACUGGGAGGUAUGGAUGUCCGAACCACGCCUAGAUAAAAAAACAAUGCUAUCGAGAUAUCGUCCUGAUGGCUCUGGUAUCCCUCCCGAAACCGAAGCUUCCCAUUUCGUUCAUAUUCUAGAGCCUUAUGCUAAAAAACACAAUAUUACACUGGACGAAUUUAUUGAAAAGUACAAUGCGGGUGCCAUAAAGGAGCCUGAGCUAGACGAAUACUUCUUACAUGAUCGUGCCGUAAGAGAAUCAGGUCACGAUACUACUUAUAGAUUCGAUAAAGUAUGUGCAAAUUUGGCAACAGUUGAUCUAAACACACUGCUAUACAAAUAUGAAAUGGACAUAGCCGACGUUAUCAGAGAUUAUUUGGACGAUGACUUGGAAGAUUUUAAUGGUGUCAAACAAAAUCCAGAUGACUGGUUAGAAAGAGCCAAGCAGCGCAGAGAACGUAUUGACAAAUAUCUGUGGAAUGAGAAAGAGUCUCUCUAUUUUGACUAUGAUACCGUCAAGGAAGAACAGACGACAUAUGAAAGCGUCACUAGCUUCUGGGCUCUCUGGGCAGGCUGUGCCAGUCACGAACAAGCACAAUCCAUGGUGAAAAAUUCACUCUCCAAGUUCGAAGUCAUGGGCGGUUUGGUGUCUGGUACCGAGUCAUCUCGAGGUGCUAUUUCUUUAGAAAGACCUAACCGACAGUGGGAUUUCCCAUUUGGCUGGGCGCCUCAUCAGAUGAUGGCUUGGGUAGGUCUUGAUAAAUAUGGUAUGCUUGAAACAGCUCGUCGACUAGCAUAUCGCUGGCUAUAUACAAUCACAAAGGGUUUUGUCGAUUUCAACGGCGUCGUGCCUGAAAAAUUUGACGUUGUAAGUUUAUCUCACAAAGUAGAAGUCGAAUAUGGUAAUGUGGGUAUAGACUUCAAGUGUGUACCCAGGGAAGGCUUUGGUUGGAUGAAUGCUUCCUAUCAAGUAGGUCUUAGCUAUUUGACUACAAACAUGCGUCGCGCCUUGGGAACAUGUACUCUUCCUGACUUAUUGUUCGAAAAGGCAAUGAUUCGUGAACACCGCAUGUUGGGCAUGACACCCGAAGAAGAAGAAACCGUUGCUCUUCGUCGUCGCGCAUCAACCAUUGCUGCCAGGGCUAUCACACGUAAUGGUAGCAUUAACGCUGCAGUUACUCGUAUUUCAUUAUCAGACGCACCACCAAAGCAAUAG
Molecule: messenger RNA, 2280 nt
Organism: Rhizopus microsporus ATCC 52813
Lineage: Eukaryota; Fungi; Mucoromycota; Mucoromycetes; Mucorales; Rhizopodaceae
Product: neutral trehalase
Exons: 4
Coding region: 1-2280 (759 amino acids)
Biological process (GO): trehalose catabolic process
Cellular component (GO): cytoplasm
Molecular function (GO): alpha,alpha-trehalase activity; calcium ion binding
Source: RefSeq, a predicted model, not a curated record